CCUUUCCGUGCACAAAAAACACGGAAGCAGUAUGGCGUCAAACAACAAUAGCUCCGACAGGCAACGAAUUGCACAGCAAAGAUUAAGCAGAAUUGCAGCUCAUUUACAUAAACAUGAGCACGGUAACUCGGGAAUUAUCGCAAAAGAAUGCAAAAUUGAUGCGACUGGUUCAACGGAAGAAAAUAAAGGGACGGUGCGGAGAAAGAGGUAUAGGCUAAGUGGGAUGACCCUGCCCAGAUUGCAGGACUGGUUUGAAAAUACCUUUGGUGCCAGUGUGAAGCAUAAAAGCCCUGCGACACCAGUCCUGAAUGCCAGCGUUGUGCCGCCGCCCAGACUGAACGAGGCAUUCGUAGAGAACCUGAAGGCCACAGGCAUCCCAUUCUCCAAUGAGGCGGAGGACAGGGUGUUCCGUGCCCACGGUCAUUGCUUACAUGAAAUCUUUGCUCUCAGAGAAGGGAAGAAAUUUGAGCGCAUUCCAGACAUGGUGGUGUGGCCAAACUGCCACAACGAUGUGGUGAAAAUUGUGGAGCUGGCGUGCAAGCACAAUGUUUGUCUGAUACCGUACGGCGGAGGGACCAGUGCUCUAGAGUGCCCCCCGGAGGAGACCCGUUGCAUCGUCUCUCUGGAUACUUCCCAGAUGAACCGCAUAUUGUGGCUCGACGAGCAGAAUUUAGUCGCCCACAUUGAAGCUGGCAUCAUCGGUCAGGGUCUGGAGAGAUUACUCAAUGAGAGUGGCUACUGUACGGGGCAUGAGCCAGACUCCAUGGAGUUCACUUCGCUGGGCGGCUGGGUGGCUACUAGAGCAUCGGGCAUGAAGAAGAACGUAUAUGGUAACAUUGAGGACCUGGUGAUCCACAUAAAGGCGGUGACCCCUCGAGGGGUGAUAGAGAAGAGCUGCCAGGGGCCACGCAUGUCCACUGGGCCAGACAUCCACCACUUCAUCCUGGGCUCAGAAGGAACCCUUGGUGUGGUUACCGAGGUAACGAUGAAGAUCCGACCAAUCCCAGAGUACCAGAAGUAUGGCUCGGUGGUCUUCCCUAACUUUGAGGCAGGCGUGGCCUGCUUACGAGAGGUUGCCAAGCAGAGGUGUACACCGGCUCCCAUCCGGCUCAUGGUCCCAGAGGUGUACACCGGCUCCCAUCCGGCUCAUGGUCCCAGAGGUGUACACCGGCUCCCAUCCGGCUCAUGGUCCCAGAGGUGUACACCGGCUCCCAUCCGGCUCAUGGAUAACAAACAGUUUCAUUUCGAAACAAACCAAGCGGUGCGGUGGCUGAGGACGACUGAUGUAGCCAUGUCAAGCCCCCCCAUUGGAAAGCUGCUGAUGUAUUGUCCCUGUUGCAGCCGGCCUACUGGUUACUUGUCAAGUCAUGCCCUGAAACCUCAAGUGUCGUCCAUUUUCACACAUUUUGUUGAAGGGUUAAAGAAAUUCUACAUCACCAAGUUGAAAGGUUUCGACCCCCACCAGUUGGUGGUUGCCACCCUUCUGUUUGAAGGGGACCGCGAGAGGGUCCUGCAGCAUGAAAAACAAGUUUAUGACAUCGCAGCAACAUUUGGGGGCCUGGCAGCUGGAGAGGACAAUGGGCAGAGAGGCUACAUACUGACCUUUGUCAUCGCUUACCUCCGGGACUUGGGGAUGGACUACUGUGUGGUCGCAGAAUCCUUUGAGACAUCGGUGCCUUGGGACAGGGUAUUGGACCUUUGCCAGAAUGUCAAGGAGAGAAUUAUCAGAGAGUGUAAAGAAAGAGGAGUCCAUCAGUUUCAACCGUUGACCUCGUGCAGAGUGACUCAGACCUAUGACUCUGGCGCAUGUAUAUACUUCUACUUUGCCUUCAACUACAGAGGACUGGCGGAUCCAGUCCAUACAUACGAACAAGUGGAGCAUGCUGCCAGAGAGGAGAUCCUAGCCAAUGGAGGAAGCCUCUCGCACCACCAUGGAGUUGGGAAACUUCGUAAGGAGUGGAUGAAGGACAGCAUCUCUAACGUGGGCGUCGGGAUGCUCAAGUCCGUUAAGGACUAUGUGGACCCGGAAAACAUUUUCGGCAACCGAAACCUCCUCUAAUUUAUUUACAUGACAUUUUUAUAACAACCUCUUGGAAUAAUGGUUACUAAAUAUGACGAGCAGUAUCAAUGUCAUUCACCUUCGGGGUGACUUUGUUGUGCAGUCAACAUCAGUCAGAUGACUUGCCUUACUGCACUUAACAUGCUGGGGCGGCAGCGUAGCCUAGUGGUUAGAGCGUUGGACUAAUAACCGGAAGGUUGCAAGUUCGAAUCCCCGAGCUGACACGGUACAAAUCUAUCGUUCUGCCCCUGAACAGGCAGUUAACCCACUAGGCCGUCAUUGAAAAUAAGAAUUUGUUCUUAACUGACUUGCCUAGUAAAAUAAAGGUUAAAAUAAAUGCUGUAACGGUCAUAAUGGUCUAUGAUUCAUUUAGAAGCUCAUUGCAUCAGGUCCUCAGUAGUGUCCUCGUCCAGGAUGAUCUGGUGAAUGAAGCCGUGUGUAUCAUACUGACGAUAGUACUGUAAAUGUGUGAUGAGAUGCGGUCAUUUCAGUCACGUGUCUACAACCACGCCGUAAGAAUGCCCUUUUUCAUAUUGUACAUGAUGCAGGAUAACAUCCCAUAUUUGCCUAUAAUUUAAUUUUCCUAUAAUUCUUGCCAAUUUCAUUAACUAGAUGUUUUUUUGGUAGAUGUUUAUUUUACCUGUGUAUUGGCAGUACUUUAGCAGGGAGUUCUAGAUGAAUGCUUUUUCUAAAGCUCUGUGCCUUUCUGAAGAUGUCUGUCUUCACCCUUUCCUACACAACACACACACACUGGUUUAUUUAUGGCGUCCUGUAUGUUCCCUUAUGUGCGUGUCCUUCAUUCUAGAUGUCCUGUUUCCAGUUGGUCUUUGCUUCUCCACUCAAGCCGUGUAUUACUUAUACUAUUAAUGAUUACUGGGAGAUGUGUGUUUUGUUUUACCUACCUAAGAGGAUUUAUAUUACGUUGGAAGUCGUGCCUCUUCUGAAAAUGUACCUUUGGGUUAAAAUGGCCCUCAAACCCAAACGUUAAACUGUAUAUGAAGAAACUAGGAUAUGAUGCAUAUCAACGUAUUUUUUCUUAUUAAAAAAAAGUUUUAUUUUAGAUUUGACCUUGCAUGGUUUUUGCCUGUCAUACAGAGUUCAGUUUGUGGACAGAGACAUACGUGCUUUUAGUGUGAACAUUUUACAGACUACUGAAUCCCAAUACCCAUGUUUGUUCCAAAGACUUUCAGCACAGCCCUUUCACUACUUUAUAUAGACCAUGCAAACAUCCUGGAUAUGUAGGUCUGUACAUGCCGUAUAGUUAAAUGUAUGGCACGUUCAUACAGUUAAUACAUGAACCUAUAUCCUGAUUAAACUUCUUUUUUUUUCGAUAUGCAAAUUUACAAAUAUCAAAAGAUGUGUUCAUAUUUGUUACUUUAAAUGUUACGUGUUCAUGUCAAAGAAAAACAUUUUCUUUAAAUUCAAUUACAAUAUUUUGUCACUACUUAAAACAGUUGCUUGAGGUUGUAUUUAGACAACAACGAAAUGCAUCCGACUGGUGUCUGUUCCCUGGUGAGCGUCCCAGCGUUGUGGUAAUGUUGGAAACGAUACAUUUGAGUGAAAGAUAAUUGUACCUUUCGUCACAAUUUACAGAUGAUUAUGCUUAUCAGUUUGGCCUCUUUGCGAGGCAUGUGUCGAUGUUGUGCCCAAUCCUAAACUCAGAAAUGGGAUUGUACUGUACGGUGCUUGAGUAAGAUGCAUGAAAUGUAUUGCUACCGUUUUACUGUCACUACUGCGUUCCUCCUGUUCUCGGCGUCGCAGCUUUCCCACAAUGCAUUGUCACCUUCCUGCCCAAGUAUCUCUUUUUUUUUUUUUUUUUUUUUUUUUUUUUUAUUAACAACAAA
Messenger RNA from Oncorhynchus nerka (sockeye salmon), 3903 nucleotides. Its product is annotated as alkyldihydroxyacetonephosphate synthase, peroxisomal-like. Lineage: Eukaryota; Metazoa; Chordata; Actinopteri; Salmoniformes; Salmonidae. The transcript has 20 exons. The record is from RefSeq and is a predicted model, not a curated record. Gene Ontology annotation, biological process: lipid biosynthetic process. Gene Ontology annotation, cellular component: peroxisome. The coding region runs from base 32 to 2059 and encodes 675 amino acids. Gene Ontology annotation, molecular function: FAD binding; alkylglycerone-phosphate synthase activity.